AUGUCUAACCUGUGGAAAAAAGAGACUGCAGGCCAUGCCCGUAUGGCUAUUACUUACAUAGUCAUACGAACAUGGCCUCAAGUCGGUAAUCCAGUGCGUCAGAGAUUCCAGCAUCUUUUCCUCUCCCAGUGGAUGCCACACACUGUCAUCAUCGGCUCGAAGCCCCCGUAUACAGUGGUGGGGUCCUUGGUGGAGGUAAUGAGCAUUGUGGCAGAGAAGUUAGGCGUCUGUGUGGAGUACGUGGUGCCGGAAGAUCGAAUUUUCGGCACGAAGUCCACCAACGGUUCCUGGUCAGGUGUCAUGGGACUUGUGGUGCGGGAGGAGGUUGACAUGACCGGGACAGUUCUUUCCCAAGAAGCCGGGAGGUCUGAGGCCGUGGAUUUCAGUAUUCCCCUUUACAUGGACGCCCAAAAAAUAAUUUACAAAAGUCCUGUUCUGACAUCUGACAUUGCUGGGUUCAUUAAACCUUAUUCAGGUUUGAUGUGGAGUCUGCUGGCCACGUCGAUGGUCCUCCUGAUCACCGGCCUUUUCCUCGUGCAAUCCAUCCACACCAGAGCCACAAGAGGACGCCGGAAUGUGGAACCGAUCGGUAAUUCUGGCACUGUCUGGCAAUCUUGCCAAUGGAUUCUGGGAUCUGCACUUGCACAGUGUGAAGAUAAAGCCAUUGUCUUGUCCUUCUCAGCAAUGGUGCUGGUUCCCAGCGGCACGUCGGUGCGCGUCCUGUGGGGUAUGUGGCUUCUGGCGGCGCUCAUCGUCGGCUCAGUCUACCGCUCCAACCUGAAGGCCAUGCUGAUCCUGCCGAAGCUGCGCUUGCCCUUUGACAACCUGCACGAGCUCACACAGACGGACAUCCCCUGCUUUGUUCCUGCUGGGAGCGCCCUUUUGCAUAUCAUUCUGAGUGCUCCACCCGGAUCGCAAUUGCACAAAUUGCACAAGCAACUUCGUGUCUCAAAUAACGUUGAGAGGGUGGUACAGGGUAUCAUGGACGGACAGUUCGCCGUCUUCAGCAGUGAACAUAUACUAAACUUUGUCAUUCAUCUGACUUUCUCGCGUACACAAUCCUGCCCUCUGUACUAUGCUUCUGAAACCUUCUUCGGCGCAACGAGCCUCAGCCUCGCUUUCCCCAAGGGCUCUCCUCUGAAGAAGAAGAUUGACCCCAUCCUCUAUAACUUGCAAGAGUUUGGCAUCUUGAACAAGCUCUAUGAGGACGGCGUGCAAAACCUAAGGGAGUGCCUCAAACAGGCGUCGUCCAAUUCACUGCGGUCAUUUGACCUUAUCGACUUCUAUGGCAUUUUCUGUGUCUAUUUGGGAGCAAAGUCACAAGAACAGAUGUUACAUAAUAUUGACAGGUUCUUCGGAAAGCAAGGCAUUCUCUUGGCCUUUGCUGUCUUUGUGGCUGAGUUGGCUGCUUCUCGGGUGAAACAAGGCGAGAGAUCUCCUUAG
This is a messenger RNA of Penaeus indicus, 1443 nucleotides long. Its product is annotated as glutamate receptor ionotropic, kainate glr-3-like. The transcript has 13 exons. Gene Ontology annotation, molecular function: ligand-gated monoatomic ion channel activity. The coding region runs from base 1 to 1443 and encodes 480 amino acids. NCBI's taxonomy places the organism in Eukaryota, Metazoa, Arthropoda, Malacostraca, Decapoda, Penaeidae. Gene Ontology annotation, cellular component: membrane. The record is from RefSeq and is a predicted model, not a curated record.